Amoebophrya sp. A120 is the source of this 6458-nucleotide messenger RNA. The record is from the annotation of a GenBank genome assembly. NCBI's taxonomy places the organism in Eukaryota, Dinophyceae, Syndiniales, Amoebophryaceae.
AGGAGGGCGAACAAUCAUAGUCCACUACAAUCCAUCGCCAUCCCCUUCCCAUACAUGGUUGCUGUACCUAGCGACAGUAUAACCUUGUAGAUGAACUUACUAAUAAAUACUAGGCCAACAAAUCUGAUUUCCUUGGUCCUCUCGUUCAUCGUGUGAUUGUGGUCCAGCCGUAUUAACUGUCACACCCACUGCAGCGAAUCAAAGCACAAGAUGCUGCCGAAACUCACGUCUUCUCCCGCGAAGAAGAAGGGGAGCUUCGAUGGCGUUGUUACCAACAGUGCCUCGACAGGCGCAGGAGCCUCUUCCAGCGGCGUGACGCCAAAUAAGAAUGCUGCGAACAAUACUGCUGGUACCGCAUCCUCGUCCGCAACUUCGCCGACUAAAUUACCGCCCGCGAAGGACGCCCGCGAAGAUGAUGCUGGUGCAGGAGGAGCUCCAGCUGCUGCAACAGCUAGAGGAGCAACAAGUAGUGCCUCAGCAAAAAGAACAGGAGGCUCAUUUUCAGAGGCAAAGACGGCGGCUGCAGCUGCGGACUCCACGACCCUGCUGCAAACGGUCGGAACGAGUAAGGAUAUGGUGUCUCGGGUAGUAGGGCAACCGCAGACGCCGACAAGUGGCGCGAAGCAAACAGCCACAACUACCGCAGGAACUGCACCUGGAGGGCCUCCCAGUGGUGGCGAUCUAGUUGUACCUGUCUCGCCGAGCGGCGCGAAGCCAAGUCCUCCGACGGAAGCAGCAAGCAGCAGCAGCUCGCCGCGGCACAAGCGCCACAGCGGGGGGGCAGGAGCUGCUACAACGGGGUCCUCAAAGCCGUCUCGUGUGGGGAAGGACGGAAUGUUGAACAAGGGAGUUGCAGUGGCUGGAUCUACUUCGGUGGGGAAAGGAAGUGAUAUUUUUGGUAAAGCAGGGGGACCCACAGUGUCGAGCAGUCUUUCGGGUGCAGGAGGCGCAACUACUGGCACAACAGCACAGGAGGGACAGGACCACACGAGAGCCGACAUCACGGGCAAAGAAGGAGACCACGGAGCUGCUGUUAUAAUAGAAAAAGCCGGACGAGAAGAUUUUGAAAAAGCAGUCACUGACCCGCCGCCCGGCAAGUGUGCUGUCAACAUGAUGUCCGAAGAUGCAGGAGCAGCAAGUACUGCACCGAGCUUGUCAAAGAAUGAGAAAGAUGAUCCUAGAGGCAUGCAGCAUCCGGAGACAUCAAGCGAGACCGCGAAAAGUUCCGUUCGGGCCCUCGGCGAUGUGGAACCCGUGUCGAAUGUGGGGACGACGUUUUUAGCUACGUCAAAUGCAGCAGCAGCAGCUACACAGGGAGCUAGUAGUACCACCGCUCCAGGUGCACCAGUUUGUUCGUCCCUCACAAUAGAUACAACGACCACCGGAGUUCUCGGAGUGGACCAACACACCAGCAGCAGCACCAGCAGGCAAACGUCCGCCGCGAGCUGCAACAAACAAGCAGAUAUUAAGGAUCCUUCCGUACUAACUUCCGCGACGAGCCCGAAGAUAAACAGCGGCGCCUCGAGUCCCAACACACCGGCGAAAAAGGUGACCAUUGUUGCGAGUGCACUCCUCCUAUCAAAUGUAAAAAUGUCUGGGUCUGGAAGAAUGCAUGUUUGUCAUGCUUGUCUGGCAUGACUCUUAAAUCUGUCAUGCAAGUUACCCAAGACAAGUUACCCAAGACAAGUCCUCCCUCGAGGUGCAUAGCAAGGUAAUCCUCCUUCAACUCAUAACUCUGAUAAACAUGUUUUUUCUCGUUUUAUAUUAUAUUUUUUUACAUGUUUAUAGUAACUUGUACUAUCGGCUUUCGUGCCACCGGGACGUCCUGCCCGUAGACCACCAAUGUCAUGCAAGUUACCCAAGAGCUACAUUUUUCUGUGAUGCAGAAACGCAGUUUGUCAUGCAGAAUAGGCAACACCUAGAAGCUGAGAAACUUGUGAUGCUGAGCCAGCAUUUCUGGCCUCAUCAUGAGACGCCACCCAGCAUCACAAGUUUCCAGACCCAGACACUUUUACAUUUGAUACCUGCCCGCGGACGCGGUGGACAACUUUUCGGCUGACGAUGUUGAGGACGAGAGCGGGGACCACACGACGUCGUAUCAAGAAGGAAGUAUCAACUGCACAAAUGUCUGGGUCUGGAAGAUUAGAACUUGUCAUGCUAAACCUAAAUGAUGCAAAAAUCUGUGUUGCGUGAGUGCCAAAAGCUGUCCGCUUUUGACCAAGUUGAGAGGGAGUUUCUCAUGCAGAAAAGGCAUGAUAGAGACCUCAAUCUUUGUCAUGCUGGGUCUCGCAUUCCAGACCUGCUGGGUCUCGCUGCGGCUAACUUCUCAUCCACCCGGCCGGGUGGAUGAGAAGUUAGCCGGUAACUUCUUAUGGGAGCUUUGUUACCCCGCUCUAAUAAGUCCAUAGCGCCUUCUCUCUCUCCAACACCAACUUUAUACUUUUAUUGUGUCUCUCGGUUUUCCUUUGGGUUCUGUUGUGGUAGCAGAUUGGUUUUGGCCUUUUUCCUCAUGGAAACAAACGUGAUGCGAUAUUACUGACCUCAGGUGUGUCGCAACGGCUGCGCUGGUAGCGGCAAUGCGUGGCUCUUACAUGAUACGGCGCGGGAUUCUGGGCUGUCUUCAUCUCUUUUCUUGCCGGGGGCUCCGGGGCUGACCCUUCGGUGUCAGUGCGCGGACCAAACCUUCAGCUUUGAUAGCGGCGCCCCUUUUGCGGUGUUCGGAGUCCCCCGCUGGCCGGUUCCUGCGAAGUGCGUGCGACUUUAAUAGCGGCGACCUGCCCUCCGAGCGCGACCUUCAUAGUGGUGGAACGAAGAUGUCCGUCUCUGGCCACGAGUCGUGGUGUCUAGCGUGCUGCGCAGUCUGUUCUCGGUGCGGGCGGGUCUUGAGGCUCAAUGGUGGAGGUGGUGGUGGUGUUGACGGGAUGAAUACGAAGAUGGUGCUCGGGAUGUCUUCAUCGAUCUGUUUUUCUUGCCGGGGGCACCGGGGCUGACCCAUCUGUGUCAGUGCGCGGACCACUCCAUCAGCUGUGAUAGCGGCGCCCCAUCUGCGGCGUUCGGUGUCCCCCGUGCGCCGGUUCCUUCGCAGCGUGGCCUUCUGACGUCCCGACGCCGAAGCCGCAGUGGGAUGCUCUACCAAGCCUGUUUUUAACGUGGUGCAUGUUGUACUUGUAGCGGCGCCGGCGUGCAGUAGGUGGUGCUGCUAGCGCGGUGUGCAGCGUCUUCGGAUCUCGCGUCCUCCGACGUCGCGGUGGUCGGGCUGCUUUCGGACGCUCCUCACCCUCUUUGGCCGGGAGUCUGAUGCGGGUCAAGCUUGGUGGCGUGGAGCGAGACGCGCUGCUUGUUCGACGCGAUUCUUCUUCCGCCAGCGAGUUCCAGCUCGAGUUUUGCCGUCAGCGGGGAUCGGCUGUGAAGUGCGGCCUUCGUCACUCCGAAGCGAUGUUUCUUUGAACGAGCUGCGGGUCUGCUGGUCGCGGUGACCGAAGGCAUCUUCUUGUCCUCUCGGGUCGUUUCAGUGCGUGCUCUUCCAGGCCCAUGUCGCGACUCUCUCUGUUACGAUGUUGGUUUCCUCAUACCGCUGGCUUUUCCUCCAAGAGCCCGCACGCCCUCAACCUCGUGCUGUCGUUGAUUAACCUCUGUCGGAAAUUCCCGUUGAUGGAUGCUCUGACUUUGGAGCGUCUUCGCCACCGGCAGGAGUCAGGAUGGGUAGAUGGGGCGCCUCGUUGUUGCUUGGGCUCUGCUCAGGUCUUCGCUGCUCUCAGGGGUCUGGGCCGCUCUCUCGGGUUUCAGGUGCGGGUUGGAGUUUGUGGGCCUCUCGUCAGUUUGGACGGUGCGCUCUCAUUCAGCCUUCCCCCCAGCUGUGUGUCAGUUGGCUAUCUGGCUCCCCUGGUCCCUGUUUGCUGUGUUGGCUGGUGAUGACUUGGCGUUGCUGACGACUUGUCGUCUGGCAUUUCCUCAUUUUGCUGCCACAACUGUCUGGUCCCCGGGCUCUCGAGGCGGAGAGUGUUGGGUUACCUGGUCGGGUUGUUGUGCGUCGCGGUGUCUCUCACGUCCCUAGCUCUUCGUGCUAACCACUAUGCACAGUUGAGCACCCUGUCUGCCUUCCAGGCUUUCAGGGCGUGGGGGAGCAUUCCUUCUUGCCCCCCGGGACUAUGCCUUCGCUUCCGUCUAAUCUGAGGGGACUAUUUAUCCCUCUCGGAAUUCGGUCGUGAGGAAGGGUGGCCGGGGUCUUCCUGUCAGCUUCGCUUGCGUCGCGGCAGUGAAGUUUGUGAAAUCGAGGGAAGUGGUUGGCAGAGGAUUUGGGUCGGUGUCUGAAAAGAUCCUUCCCGUUCUCGCCUGCGGAUUUUUGAUCGUUGAUCAUUUUUCUGUAGGUCAAUGCCACCCUCGAUUCUUCACCCCCAGGGGGUUGGGGUCCCCUCUUCCAAUGUGUAUUGGUUGAGGACUGCCCCCUUCAUCCUAAGUGCCAUCAGCCAUGGUAUCUGGAAAACCUGCAUCGCAAAUCUUGUAUUCUUCCAGACCCAGACACUUUUGCAAUCGAUAGGAAGCAAGGACGAGCAAACAAGCGGUAUUAGCAUAGUAAAGACGACAACUACAACUACCGGCGGUGCGAUUGCACCUGCAAGUCCCGGGGGCGGUGGUAGUUCUCAUAAAACUUCUGGCGUUGGUGCGAGGCUGGUCUUACCUGGGGGCGAGGAAGCGACUCCGAACUCGGCGCAAAGGGUUCGGCUGUCACUAGUGCCCUCGGCGGCGGCGGCUGGUCAGGUGGGUACAACGAGACAGGGCAGGCACAAGUAAGCAGUGUUUUUUGGGAAAAGCGAUCGAUUUGUUUUUCUUUUUUUGCUUGUUCUUCUUGUUGAGAUCGAUCAAGAACUACGACGAUUGUACAAGACCACAGCCGCGAGCGCGACAAACACAUGAAUGAUCGUUAUCCCUUCUGAAUGCUAAUGCAGGAGCAUGUUGGCCAGCUACGAUGGUGCCCGGAGUUCGCAGCCGGUGUCAGGACGCGCAAGCGUGCGACGGAAAACAGGCCACCGCACCACGGUCUCCGGAGGGAAUGCUGCCUUCGGGCAAUUGUAUCACAAUCUAUCAAUCUAUGAUUUGCGUGUGUAUUAGUUUUGUACGUGUCUGUUUGCAAAAAUACCUAUGGAGCAUGUAGCAUGCUUCGGAAGCAUUGCUUCCUCUUGGCGGGUAUAAGACAAUAACUUUUCAGGCCCUCUACCCCCGGAUCCGCGCGCGCAACGCGCGGCAAGCAGAGCGUUUUAGUGCAAUUGGACGACAUCAGCAGCAUGGUUGAGUUGCAUGACAAGGACAUCGACCUGCACGAGCUUGUCCACGAUGAGGGAAGGUAUUUGUCUUGCACAAGCGCAUAGAUAAGUAAAAGACCGCAGCAUUGUGGUUCACACGAUGAUGAUGCCUUUUCCACUCUAUCACAGCAUCUCGUUCAUCACAUUUUCACUAACGCUUUCCUCAUUCUUUAACUCCGUAAACAACCAGGCGGCAACAGCUUCUGGCGGCUUGUCCCGGGUUGAAGGAUACCCUCGCGCACGUUGAGCACGGCCUGGAGACGCACAUUGAAGCGGCUGCACGGGUCGCGGCCUUUCGUCCCAAACUGGUGGUUUGGCUCGCGAAGCUGAUAAACCGAGUGGCGGGGUGUGAGGUAUUAAGUAGUGUCCUGGUAAUGAGUUUUUUACUUCAGCAUGUGCGGAGGUCUGGUUUUAUCUGUCCGAUAGUACGACCACGAGGAGGAGACUCGAAUUCAUCAUCCGGGGCUGUGUUUAUUUGCACGACUUCUAUCAAACACAACUACAUGGCGACGCAGCAAGUUGAAACCUAAAUAUACUUCAUUACCACGAUGGACUUGCUCCAUUCUCCAGUACCGAACAAAAACCAUUGAAAACACCAAGGUAACCCACACCGAGCGGUUUGGCUGGGCAACGCGGAACUCGCAGAAUUCCGUUUCCGAGGACGCGGACCUGAUGUCGGACUACAGCGACUACAACAAUUCGCAGGGCGGGGACUCGGAACUGGACCUUUUCGAGGACCGCGAGCGGAUGUCGCGGGUGGAGCGGAUGCUGCCCUGCGUGAAGGUCGUGCACGAAGAGUUGCGGCGAAAAUCCAGCACCCGGCGGGAAACGGCCACCAAGCUGCUGGAAAUGCACGUGCUGCUGCGGACGUGGGUAAACGCCAAAUUGCAAUCCAUGGUCGCGAACUACGUCAAAACUGCUGGUGGCCAAGCGUCGCGAACCACCUCCCACGAGAACAGGACCAGCGCGCGGCGGAUGAGCGGGUCGCAGGGGCUGGGGCGUGCCGUCGAGGCGGAGAUGCGAAAUAGUACAACUACUGGGGAUCUAGACAUGGAUGCGGGAGAGGAGAUGAAGGAGGACACCGCAAGAACCUCCUGGGCCGUCAGAACGUCGGAGGUGGAAAACCUCAGCCAGCCAAAAAGAGGAAGUUUGGUCUAA